This is a messenger RNA of Hyla sarda, 1763 nucleotides long. RefSeq names its product sphingomyelin phosphodiesterase 5-like. NCBI's taxonomy places the organism in Eukaryota, Metazoa, Chordata, Amphibia, Anura, Hylidae. The record is from RefSeq and is a predicted model, not a curated record. The coding region runs from base 140 to 1669 and encodes 509 amino acids. Gene Ontology annotation, biological process: sphingomyelin metabolic process. Gene Ontology annotation, molecular function: sphingomyelin phosphodiesterase activity. Gene Ontology annotation, cellular component: cytoplasm; extracellular region. The transcript is spliced from 9 exons.
GUGAAUCCUCGGCCACACCCAUCUGGUGCUCACGUGAUCACCCUCCAGCUCAUCUCCGGCUUCUCCCACCAGAACUCCUCAGUGCAGAUCUCACCGGAGAGGAAACGUGUGAGUCUAUGAGCCGCAUGCGGAGACCUCAAUGCCUUUCUCGGAGUCGCCCUUCGGGUGCUGCUUCCUUGAUGCCCUCUUCUACCUGAGUUGUGUCCUCCUCUUUCCAUCUUACUGGUUCAUCGAUCGCCUUCUGUCCUGCGUGGUCCUGACCAGCGUUGAGUGCUCUGGUGUCGCCCGGAGGGUCCUAUGCAUCAUAUUUGGGGUCCCGCUCUUCCUACUUCUCUUCGUGCUCUCCCUACCCCUGCUUUUUCUUGGUCUUCUGCUAUGGGCUCCGCUCCACCAAAUUCGACGUCCCUUCAGUUAUCAACGAUGUGCAAUGUCCACGGAUCCUCCAGAGAGAACCAUCACCGGCGGCUGCUCCUUCAUCUUUGUCAGCGCCAAUCUCUGUCUUCUGCCGGACGGCUUGGCCCGUUUCAGUAACCUGAGCCACACGCAGCGGCGUGUCACUGCCAUCUCCAAGCUGCUGUGUGCUCCUCCAGAGCGGGCACAGGAGAAUGGCGUGGACUCCCUACCCAUCUAUACCGAGGACAUCCUACCCAUGAUAGAGAGGCCUCAGAAGGUCACCGGGGGUGGAGAAGAAGACUGCCUGUUUGAGGUCUCAGUGGAUUUCCCGCAGGACCCUGACUUUAUAUGUCUACAGGAAGUGUUUGAUGGACGAGCGUCACGGAAACUGCGCCGGUGCCUUGGCUCCUCCUACCCUUAUAUCUUGUAUGAUGUGGGGCCCACGGGACCUCAUUGUUGUGGCUUCAAGUUCUUCAACAGCGGACUAUUCCUGGCCAGCAGGCACCCUCUACUCAAUGCCAAGUACUAUAUCUACCCGAAUGGGCGAGGGGAGGACGCCCUGGCCUCUAAAGGCCUCCUGUGUGUUAAGGUCCACCUGGGAAGCACAGAACAGAAGCAAAGCAUUGUGGGAUAUAUAAACUGCACACACCUCCACGCUCCAGAGAGUGAUGCCGCCAUACGCUGUGACCAGAUGUCCCUCAUCCUGCAGUGGGUAUCUGACUUCCAGGCGGAGAACUCUCAGGACGGGGAACUUGUCGCCUUCGAUGUUCUCUGUGGAGAUCUGAACUUUGACAACUGCUCCUCAGUCAUACAUUCUGAUACAGAAGCAUGUCACCUGCAGUCACAUGACCCCUGUGACAUCAUCGAUCUUGGAUGUAGCAGAGACGAUUGCCUGGAGCAGAAGCACAAGUUAUUCUCCAUGUAUAGUGAUCCCUGCAGGGACUGUGCAGGGCGAGACCGGCCCGGGGCCAUGGGGACCCUCCUCAGGCAGGAGCUCCUGUACCAUGAAGCGGUGAACACGCCGGCCAGGCUGAAGAGCACCCUCUUGUCAGACAGUGAGCGGCAGAUUUACGUGGCUUCACCGUUACCUCAGGACGAGAGUGGAGAACACUGGACAGGGCGACGGAUCGACUACAUUAUGUACAGGGAGGCGGAUUCUCUGCUCCCAGUGGUUGUAGACAAGUUCCAGUUCAUCACACGUCUGGCCGGCCUCUCGGAUCACAUCCCUGUGUCACUGCACAUGUCCUCCUCGCUCCCGGAGAGCACCGCCCUAUGAUAGGCGGGGGACCACAGAUACCUCACGGACACCGGGGCCCCCUGUUACACCAUUUGCAAAUAGUUCUAACAAUAAAAUAAAAUAUUUUUGAUAC